Linum trigynum is the source of this 2187-nucleotide messenger RNA. The record is from the annotation of a GenBank genome assembly. NCBI's taxonomy places the organism in Eukaryota, Viridiplantae, Streptophyta, Magnoliopsida, Malpighiales, Linaceae.
GACCUGGCCGUGUGACAUCAAAUUGCACGGGCAAAAUCACACGGGCCAUGUAGGGGACCCCUUGUGGCCGUGUGGAAAUUCCAGGGAACUCACACGGGCAUCCUUGAAAUCCACACGGCCAUGUGGGUCUGGCCGGGUAGGAAGCCUGAAGUCACUUAACGAAACGCCGCGUUGUGCAACUCACACGGGUAGCUGGGGAAGUCACACGGCCGUGUGGCCUGGCUGUGCGAUGCGGGAAUUUCUGGUUUUUAACCCAAUUUCCAACCAAAGAAGGGGCGUUCCGAGUUUCAGAGAGAAAAAGCGAUACCUAGAGAGAUAAAGUGACGAACCUGACUCUGCAAGUGUCAUAGAUCGAUAUCCAUCACCAUUGGAGCCCCGCUUGAGCUUGGAGAAGACCUGAUUGAGUGCCAGAAGCAGAUUAUCAUCCUUCACAAUAUGGUUUCCGCAUCUGAGCUAGAUUUUCCAUCUCUCUCUAUGGAGUAACUUUCUUAUUCACCUGGGUAUGAAGAACCCUAGAUUUGUAUGUUAGGUUUGAUUGUAUGAACCCAAGUACAGAUUCAUUGAUAUGAUUAUGUUCAAUUGAGGUUUGAUUUUUUGAAUGGCAUGAAUCUUGAUCAAAUUCCAGUUGUUUCUGCUUUAACCUAGAAAGAGAUUAUCUGCCUAGGUUGAUAGAGCACCCUUGAUUGAAGGUAGUGGAUUGACGACUUUAGUCGAGAAGUCAAUUCACUAUUCCGUAUCGAAUUCACUUCGGUAGGGGAGGUUUGGUUCCUUAGGGCCUCAUUCUAUUUACUCCGCUGGAGGUUAGUAGCCCGCUGGAGACUCAGAUUGAGAGGGUCCGGAGACCUUUAGUCGAGACUUCAGACUGUUUAAGAACCUCCGCAGUAUAACUAUCAUUGAACUUGAACUUGGUAAAUUACAAUCCGGCUUAACUGCAGUGUAGGGGGAACCAUAUACGGGUGACCUCUCUCGACUUGAAAACAACGUUUUUACUUGUUUUGCUUGUUUGCUUGUUUGGACCUUCACUAAAUGUUCACUGCUAAAUAAUAAGAACUCACGGAGUAGUCAUCACAUCUAGGACCCGGGUUGACAUUAAAACCCAAACCCGCUAUACUACGCUUUAGGAGGUGGUUACACUUGGCCAUUUUCUAGAGUGACAGUAGGCGCGAGUCAAGUUUUUGGCGCCGUUGCCGGGGACGACUAGGUUGUUGAAGAAACGUGAAUUCUGUUAGUUUAGCUUUUCUUUUCUGCAUUGUUUGCUUUGUCACACUUGUGCCUUCACGGGUUUGCUGCUUGAUUGUGUGCAGGUAGUGCAUGACCCGUAGCCAGUCAGGAGGUUUACUGUCGUUGGAUCCGGAGCUUGAACUCACCUGUCGCCAACUUAGGAGACAACAGUGAGCUAGACUGGCUACGGAGGAGCGCAUAGACGGUCACUAGAGCAGUGAGUCAGAGGAAGAGUACGAGAUGGAAGGAGACCAUAAUCCGCCCCAGGGGAUACCUCUCCAGGUUCCCCCAGUGAACCAGAUCCUGGGGAACAACCCAAUGCCCCAGGCAGAUGGGGUUCAUCAUCAACCACCGCCACUGGGUCCCACCUUGGAGUACUACUACACUCCACGGAUUGCUGAUAUCCGCCAUGUCGUCCUCUACCCGCCCAUUCCAGCGAACAACUUCGAGAUCAAGCCAUGCUGGAUUCAACUCAUUACAUCCUUUAUCCGGUUUCAUAGCUUGAAGGAUGAGGAGGCAAGGGUGCAUCUUUCCCGUUUUGUGCAGCUGACGAACGGGUUCAAGCUAAACGGUAUCCCUGAUGACGCAAUCCGCCUUCACCUCUUCCCCCAUUCUCUGGCAGGGAAUGCUAAGAGGUGGUUGGAGACCCAACCCCCAUUGUCCAUCACUUCUUGGGACGAUAUGGCCGACAAGUUUGUGCAUAGGUACUAUCCAGCAUCGAAGACCACAGAGAUCCAGCGGGAGAUCACUCACUGUCGCCAAGAGCCAGACGAGUCACUUCGUGAUGAAUGGGAGCGGUACUCGGGGUAUUUCUGGCAGUGCCCCCAUCAUGGCUUCAGUGAUGCAUUCACCAUGGGGAACUUCUACAGUGUUCUCUCUCCGGAAGCCAGAGGGUGAUUGAGUCUCUAUGCCCAGGAGGGGAUAUUCUUAUUAAGACUACACCCGAAAUGAACUAGAUGAUCAGUA